GCUUAAUUUCUUCUUCUUCUUCUUCUUCUUCUUCAAUUUCCUCCAUCUCCAUUUCCAUUUCCAAGGAAAUUAUGAGUUACCCUUACAGCCACCACCAUACUCCGCCUGAAACCUACCCUCCUCCCGGAUACCCUCCGCCGCAGCCUGGUUACCCCGGCAAUCCUCCGCCGCCGCAUCAAGGCUAUCAAGAGUAUUUCUACGAUGGCUAUCAACCAUCCGCACCGCUUCCGCCUCCACCGCCUGGCCCUCCUCCACCGCCUUAUCAUCAUCAGCACUAUAACUACGACGAUCGAGAUGAAUGCUCCUCCUUCCUUCGUGGAUGUUUAGCUACACUGUGUUGUUGUUGUAUGUUGGAGGAGUGCUUGGCUUGUUUUCGAUAGACGUUGCGAAAUCGGUGUUGUUCGGUUUGCUUGGCCGUGCAGCGUUCGUGUCUAUGAUUAUGAAGCAGUGCGGGUUUUCGAGUCGCUUGAAAUAAGAUCUGUAGUUUUCAGGGUUGUUGUGUGUUUGUGUACACUUUCUGUGUUGUUUGAUACCUAAAAGCUCUGAUUUACAUGUAUGCAUACAAUACCUAAAUAAAUAAUGGCUUACUCAAGUAGAA
This is a messenger RNA of Cucurbita maxima (winter squash), 598 nucleotides long. RefSeq names its product cysteine-rich and transmembrane domain-containing protein WIH2-like. NCBI's taxonomy places the organism in Eukaryota, Viridiplantae, Streptophyta, Magnoliopsida, Cucurbitales, Cucurbitaceae. The record is from RefSeq and is a predicted model, not a curated record. The transcript is spliced from 3 exons. Bases 72 to 380 code for a protein of 102 amino acids.